This is a messenger RNA of Polypterus senegalus (gray bichir), 5558 nucleotides long. It is a transcript of the gene gtf2ird1, whose product is annotated as GTF2I repeat domain containing 1. Lineage: Eukaryota; Metazoa; Chordata; Cladistia; Polypteriformes; Polypteridae. Gene Ontology annotation, molecular function: DNA-binding transcription factor activity. The record is from RefSeq and is a predicted model, not a curated record. The transcript is spliced from 28 exons. Bases 617 to 3535 code for a protein of 972 amino acids. Gene Ontology annotation, cellular component: nucleus.
CAUUGUUGACAGCGGCGGGGACAAUAAUCCUAAUCCACACGCGGCGGGUAGGCGCUCUUUCGCUUGGCAGGCGCUGAAGUCGCUCGGUUUCCUUCUGCUUCUCGCUUUGCCUUCUCUCUCAUGUUUUCCCAUUUUUGUAGCCGUCCGCUGCAAUUAUUAUCGGCGUUUCAUUGUGGCGCGCGUGAGCCGAGCGCCCGUUUUCCCCCGCGAUGCUCCAGAGGUUCCUUAAUCCUGUAUGUAAAUUACAGCCAAUAGAGGAUGGCGUUGAGUUGGGCUGGGAUUAGCGGAGGGGCGAAUGAGUUUCAAUUUUACUGGAUUACAGAACAAAGAGAGGAAAAAGGGGGCGCCGAGCACCACUAAAGAGAAGAGAAGGGGAAGGGGAGCGGUAAUCCGGUCCGGAGGUGCCGCGGGCCACACUGAGUGACGGGGACAGCCGCUCGGGAUGUGCCGGAUUAAACCUGCGGCCCGGGAGCACAUUUAGGAAAGACGCUUCUAGUCGUUUGGGUCGGAUUAUCCACACAGAAGGAGGCAUUUGCCUCCCCCACCUCUGCUAUUCCGGGAUUGCAGCGUUUGGGAUUGUACCCGAUUGUUCCUUUUUUCCCCAUUUUGGGCCAAGAUGGCACAACCAAGAAAAGAAGGAGUCCGUCCCAACCCUAGGACUGAGUCACGUAUCUUAAACUUUUCUGGGAAGCAGGAGAUUCUUGCAAGCUUGGUUUCUGCUCUUGACUCCGUGUGUACUGCGCUAUCAAAAGUGAAUGCAGAGGUUGCAUGUGUUACUGUACAUGAAGAUAAUGUGUUUACCGUGGGCAGCGAGAAAGGCAGAGUCUUCCUAAACACUAGGAAAGAGAUCCAAUCUGAUUUUCACAAGUUCUGCAGAGUUCCUUGCUUAGCCUUCUUGCCUUCAGUGACCAGCACAGCAAAACUACAAGAUGAACUGCCAAAACCUGCCAAAGAAGGUGUACAAGUGGGACAGCGUUUGCCUGCUGAGCCUCCCUCUGACAUUUUUGUUCUGAGGAAGAUGGUGGAAGAGGUUUUUAGCGUCCUUUACGGUGAAGCUGUUGGGAAGACUGGUCUGGUACCUGUGCCUUAUGAGCAGAUCCUCAAAGAUCCAAACUCUUUGAGUGUUCAUGGCCUACCAGAGGGAGUUUUGCUAAAGAAGCCAAGUGAAUAUGACACCAAAACCUUAAAGAAAAUCUUGGAGUAUAGCAACCGCAUUCGAUUCACCAUCAAAAGGCCCAUAGAAGAGACCCAGCGGGAGGCAACAUCCUCGAUUGAUUUGAAUAGUUCUUCACCCCCCAUCAAGAACCUUCACAACCACACUGCCAAGCUUGCCAAUCAAGAAGUGGCAUCCAAUAGUCCUUUACCCCCUGCUUUUCUCUACAGAAUUCCCCAUCCUAACAAUGCACAGGGGGAAACUGCACAUGAUAUGUCCCCCACUCCUAUUGCUCCUGGUCUUGGAGGAGAUUCGCAGAGUUCAUGGUGUCCAGUUGGGGAGAAGCCUGGAACUGCUAAGGAUUGUGCUGAUAAUGGUGAGAGACUUGGGAUUCAAAGUGAUAUGGGCCAGACAUCUCAGAAUGUGCAUGUGUCCAAACGGCUGCUUUUUUCAAUUGUACAUGAAAAGACAGAUAAGUGGGAUACAUUUAUCAGAGAAACUGAAGAUAUCAACACCUUGCGGGAAUGUGUACAGAUACUUUUUAACAGCAGAUAUGCUGAAGCACUGGGACUUGAUCACAUGGUACCAGUUCCAUACCGGAAAAUUGCAUGUGAUCCAGAGGCAGUGGAGAUUAUCGGCAUUCCCGACAAAAUCCCUUUUAAGCGGCCUUGUACUUAUGGUGUUCCCAAACUGAAGCGCAUUCUGGAAGAACGACAUGGGAUCCGGUUUGUUGUGAAAAGGAUGUUUGAUGAGCGGAUUUUUACAGGAAGUAAGGUUUCCAAAGAAGCUGGAAGGCAGGAUGAUGGCUAUCCUUCUGAAGAUAGCUGUUCUGAGGCCCCACGAAUCCAAGCAACUGUAGAUUUGGCUGUGAGCACACUUAAUAACAGGUGUCAAAGUUCCUGUGUCAGCCCCACUGAAUCUUGUGAAACAGUUUUGGGAAUGCCUGUUGAAGGAUCAACUGUAAAGAAGAUUAAAAGUGAGCCAACUGAUGGGGACAUUAUUCAGGUAACAGUGGCAGAUGUGGGCAUCUCCUCAGAUGAACCAGUGUCUGAUCGUGGAACAAUGGAUGAUGGUGUCUGCAUGCAGGAUCCUAUCGCAGGUGAAGGAGCUGAUGAAGAACUCAGAUCACCUAAUGCUCCACGGACAAGUGAAGAUGAUUUGGGAGAAAUGCUUAUACACUUGAGAAAGCAGGUUGAAGCUCUUUUUAAUGCAAAGUAUGCCGAAGCUCUUGGUGUCCAGGACCCAGUCCGCGUUCCCUAUUCCAAAUUCCAAAUGUACCCAGAUGACCUUUCAGUAGCUGGCCUCCCAGAGAGCAUGUCAUUCCGGCGACCAAACUGCUUUGGUGUUGCAAAGCUACGUAGAAUCCUGGCUGCCAGUGACAACAUUCACUUUAUUAUUAAAAGACCUGAACUGCUGAUUGAAGGCCUUAAACAGGAGCUAACCCCGCAAUCACACAGCAAUUCUGUUGUGGAUGUGGAUAGCAAAGAUAUUGUAAUGGAUGAGGUGCCAACAUCCGCAAAAAGACCUGGAUACUCAGACAGCCUGGAAGCUAAGCUUUCACGGAUUGAUUUGGCAAACACUCUGAGGGAACAAGUCCAAGACCUCUUCAACAGGAAGUAUGGUGAAGCACUGGGCAUCAAAUACCCAGUCCAGGUACCUUAUAAGAGGAUAAAGAGUAACCCAGGCUCUGUUAUAAUUGAGGGAUUACCUCCUGGAAUCCCCUUUAGAAAACCGUGUACCUUUGGCUCUCAGAACCUGGAGAGGAUUCUGGCUGUUGCUGAAAAGAUUAGGUUCACAAUAACGAGGCCAUUCCAAGGACUUAUCCCAAAGCCAGCUCCAAGACGCAUCACCUUACUAAAAAAAGCAUAUGCCUCGAUUAGUGCUGAAGAUGAUGAAGUAAAUAGAAUGGGAGAGAAGGUUAUUCUUAGAGAACAAGUGAAAGAACUCUUUAAUGAAAAAUAUGGUAAAGCCCUUGGCCUUGACCGUCCUGUAUUGGUACCCUACAAACUUAUCCGUGCCAAUCCUGAUUCUAUUGAUGUGUCAGGACUUCCAGAUGACAUACAUUUCCGGAACCCCAACACAUAUGAUCUGAACCGUUUGGAAAAGGUCCUUCAGGCCAGAGAUCACAUCAAAAUGGUCAUCAAAAGCCAGCUGCAACCAUUUGAGGAAAUGUGCACCCUUGAACCCAGCACAGAAACACAUAAGGAAGCCUCCUUUCACAGACGCAAAAGGAAGAGACUUCCAGAUUCAAGUGAAGCACCUGCUACCUCAGGAGUAGAAUCCAGGACUGCAGCCAAUCAGAUUUCUGUGAUGCAGUGGCCCAUGUAUAUGUUGGAUUACAGUGGAGUUAAUGUACAGGUUCCUGGCCAAGUGAAAUACUAAGUGGGAGGACUGCUGGGGUGCUGUAGGAGCCCCAAGAAAAAUUGAGUAAUAGCUAUUUGCAUGGGCAUCCAUUGCAAAUAGCAGUAUGGCCUCCUGCUGGUGCCUUUUUUGACCUGGACACAAUUUUCACAAAGGAAGGAACAAAGAAAUUUUUGCUCCAUUCCUAUUUGGAACAACAGCAGAAAGGAAAUUAUGGCCUUCAGCACUUCAUCCUAAACAGGAACAUAGGCUUUGUUUCUGCCCAAGGAUGAAAUUGUGGCAUGCAGAACGAAUGCUUAUGAGAAUGAAGGAGAAAAAAAAAAAAAGACUGGUCUUUCCCAGGUUUGUCUCCCAAAGACCACCCUGUGACCUUUAACUUGCUGUCUAUCAUAGAUGGCGCCUGCACUUACAAAACAGCAGAAGGUCUCUUGUAGACGAACACCAUGAACUGGCAACAUAGCUCAUUUCUGUCUUAAAAUUACCAUACCAAUCAAGCCAGAUUUAAGCUAUCCCCUUUCUCAGUAAGAUAUGUUUUAUGGAAAUCAUAGAUACUUUCACAGUAGAAGUAUGGGCUUCAUGUCACUUGAACUGAAUUUUAGAUGGCAAGCAACUUCUUUUCGAUCAUGGCUUUAUUUACCAAAAUGAAACAUGUUCCUUGAGGGCAUAGGCAUUUUUUGUUUAUCCUUGCUUAUUCAUGUAUACACUACUGGCUUACUGAAAUAGAUAAGGAUUGUACCUGAAAAGCUGAAAAGAAAACAUAAACAUUGGAUAGCUUUUCUUUGUGGUAUGGUCCAGGUUCCCCUGUAGCGUUUCAUUAUUAAAUAUCAGAGCUAUCUGCUGUUGAUAGAAGUUGUACUUUCACAUGUUGAACAGUACACUAUGUUGCCCGGUUUGACUCCUUAUGUCAAGCAGCAUCAUGGUGGCUGUAUUCCUAGAAUUAUCCUUCCGGGUUGGGGUGCCUGUUGCGUGUGUGUUGUGACUACUGUGCAGAGAAGCUGUCAGUACUGCUUAUGCUUUACAGCCACAGUCUGUUAGGCUGGCACAGUCCCUGACAAACUCAGGCUAAAGUGUGCUUGCUUCCUUCCAUACGACUCUUUUAAUAAUGCAGCAGAGGUGAGCCAUCUUGAGACUCCUGCUUCUUGGAACACCUUGAUGGUAUUACUUGUCAUUUGAUGCCUCUGCAUACUUGUUACUUGAAUUUUCAGCAACUCUAUGUGCCACUUUUUUAUUCCUUAAAAACUAUAUCCACUUAUAUGAUACUUUCUUUUUUUUCCGUGUUUUAUAUGAUUCUUGGAGUCGCAUAUUAUAUUUAUUGUAAAUAUAGGGUGGACACUAUCCAAUGUUACGUAAAAUAUAAAUCUAAAUGGGCCUGGUAUGAGUAAGGCCUGUUAUAAACUGACCCCCAAUUUUGCACCCAAUGCAGCCAGGACAGGCAUUAGCUCCCAACAACCCUAAACUUGAAAGACAUUUACAAAAUGGAUGGAUGCAUUCAAGUACAUGGAAAAUCUUAUCAUUCAAGGAGGUGAUCAGGCUGCAUUGUCUUCUGUUAGGAACCACAUUUUGGUUGAAAAAGCUAAGAUUAAGUGUUACUGUAAGGGCAAUAAUUUGAAAAAACAUUUGAAAGCCAUUUGAAAAACUAUUUCUUGGGUCUGCCCAUACACAUAACUGUAAAUUCUUGCUAUGGUGAACUCCCAACUGUUCUGUGCCACAUUGAUAGAGUAGUCUUUGACUAUUUACCUUCUGGGAAAUUGGAAGGUGUGAGUGUUGGGGACUCUAGCCAUUAGCCCCUUUAAUUGUAUGGGCAGGUGAACAAUGUGUCAAUUGUGGUCAUGAAUAGCAGAGCUACCCAAUUUGUCUUUUGGAUGUACAGAUGGACACUUUAAUCCCAAGAGAUAAGUGCAUUUUUACAGUGGCCAAAUGCACACAAACUACACAGAAUAUACUAAAGAUGAAACAGUAAGACAAAUACAUAAUACUAGCCAACCCGCGGCGUACCAUACGCUGCAUAAUCGGGCCUGUUUUUAAUUAUUUUUAAGCACAGGGA